GUCGAAAUUGUUCAAGAUGAUGUAAAAUUAAUACAUAAAAUACGAUCAACAUUAGGUUUUGGGACAAUAACACAGAUAAACAAAGAUGGUCGUAAAUAUUGGCGUUAUUACACAUCGAAGCGUGAAUUUGUUUUAAACUUUGUUGCUCUACUUAAUGGAAAUCUUGUAUUAGAAAAACGUCAAAUCCAAUUUGAAGAGUGGGUAAAGAAACUCAAUACCUGCUGGAACACGCAAAUUAGUAUAAAACCUUGGAAUUGUGCCCCUUCACUUGAUAAUGCUUGGUUAGCUGGUUUUAUUGAAGCUGAUGGCUGCUUUUACACAAAUGCAGGUAAUAACUUCCGACGUGGCAAACUACCAUCUGGUGAGCAGCGAUAUGGUUUUUUUUUAAAAAUGCAUAUUACCCAGAAAGGUGAGCUUUCUGUAUUAGCUGCCAUUCGUGACCUGUUUGGUGCAACGACUAAAAUUAAUCAAGUAACAAACGGUCAUACAAAGGUAAAAUAUAAUCGUGUAGAAAUAACAGCCUAUAGCAGCCGAAACAAUAUUAUUGAUUAUUUUAAAAAAUUUUCUUUACUCGGAAAGAAAAAAAUAGAUUAUCAACGUUGGGUUCGGGUGCAUGGUUAUCAAGAACGCGGCCUUUCUUUGUCAGAAAAAUCUGCCAAAAAAUUAGCAAAAUUAAUUUAUAAGCUUUCUACAGAUUAA
This is a messenger RNA of Volvox carteri f. nagariensis, 699 nucleotides long. RefSeq lists its product as uncharacterized. Gene Ontology annotation, molecular function: endonuclease activity. The record is from RefSeq and is a predicted model, not a curated record. The annotation marks the transcript as partial. The transcript has a single exon. NCBI's taxonomy places the organism in Eukaryota, Viridiplantae, Chlorophyta, Chlorophyceae, Chlamydomonadales, Volvocaceae.